GCAAUACAUUCCGCGAGGUUUGGCGUCAUCCACCAGAGUUGGCCCGAGCUCUGCCUUUUAGGAUGAAAACAGGUCGGCCAUUUUCAUAGUGGAAAACUGACAAAGAGGUAUACCGUUACUGAGGCACAGGGUUCUGAGAGUGUCGUUUCAAUUGCUGAACUGAGGUGCGCGAGGAGGCCAAGAUGCAAGCGGCUACUCCCCCGAUUCAGACCGUGCAGAUGCAGGUGGCUGCCCCAUCGCCUCCCCGGCGCAGCCGGUACUCCUGCCCAGUCAAGUCGCUGGGAAUUCUGCAGAUCGUCCUGUCCGGGGUGUCGGCCGUCUUUGGCAUUGCCGCGGCUGUAACUACUCCGUAUGUGAUUACGGCAGCGUCUACGGGUGUCUGGAUAGCAUUACUAUCUUACCUUCCAGCUGGUGUCCUUGGCGUCCUGUCUGUGACGAUGGCUCCUGCUUCGCGGAAAAGCCUGGCGAUUGCAUGUCUGGUCAUGUCCAUUAUUUCAUCUGUCGUUGCUGUUCUUAACAUCAUCAUAUACGGCAUAUCUGCCGGCAUCAAUUAUUACUCCGCCCCGGUGGCUAUGAGCGCCCUCAUUGUUAUUAUCUCCCUGACAGAGCUUGUUGUCUCAAUCGUCGCUGCCGUCUACUGCCCUCACGUCAUGAGGGAAUACGGAAGCGCCAACACCACGAUCCAGCAAGUUUCGAUGCAAGGGAACCCGAACAUGGUCGCCUACAUUUACAACCAAGGACCAGCCCCCCAACCAAGUACUGGCCCUGUCCCCGAGACGUUUGCGGGAAACCAGCCUGCCCCUGCGUGUCCGCCCCCAACCUACGCUGCUGAUGACGUAGGAGGGGUGGGAAAGCAACCAAUCGACCUUGCUUGAAUCUUUUGACUUGCGAAACAGCCGGGCGUGUUGGACGAGCCGCUGCCUACAACAAUAGAAAAAUCGUUCAUUUCUUGAAAGGUUAACGCAAAUACUGCUUUCACAUUUUGAAGGGAAUUGCAGUCAAUAAAAAUGAAAGUGUCACGUUUGUAUAUCUAGUGAUUAUCGUGUGGCUUGCAGUGAGAACGUCUUCGUAUCAAAAUUGUUAUAGCACAAAAACAAAGUGGAAAAAUGUGCAAGCGUAACCAAUUAGAAAGCUCUUUAUAACUCUGUAUAAUUUCGAAGCUUAUAGAGCCAUAUUUUUGCAGUAGUUCUUGUUAGGAAGUGUAGAUGAUGGUUAAAUUCCUUGGGAAGAUAUUUGUAUUUCAGUUGCAAAUUCACGUAUAUAGAAUGCACCACUGAAGAGAGUCUUUGAAUUUCAAAACAUUGGGAGAGCUAAGUAAACUGAAAUGGGGAAAAAACGCGAAGUAAGCAAAGGUUUGGUUUGUUUGAAGUGCAAUGACCGAGGACAUUUGUCGCUCUUCGUUCACAUUCCAUCACUACCAGCUGCAUGUAGGCCUAGUUUGAUCGUUUACAUUUUUUGCUUCUAAAAUCUGCGUCUGGAGGUGCAUUAGGCCAAGAGAAUUUGAAUUCAAAACAUUGUUUCAGUGACAUUGAUGUUCUGCCAAAGUGAAUUCAUAGGUUUGGUGAGGUUUGGUUUGGUUUGUUUAUUUACUUCCAUAUCUUUAAUACAGUAUUCACAUGAAUUUCAUAUGAAAAUAACAGAAAUGAUAUGAGGAUUCCAAAUAAAACGCAAAUUAUGCUUGUACAAAAUCUGGAGCCUGUUUCUAUUUAAAUGAUAGGCUAUGAAUUAUAUAUUAAACUUUUUCAAGGAAUCUAUUGAAGUUAAAGAGGAAAGUAGAAACACGUUAAUUUAUCUAUGUGUAUAUCAAUAAUCCUCUUUAAAAUUAAUUAAAUAGAUAACUACGAUAAUAAGUACACAAGAUGAAGUUAACCACUCAUUUGGAGAAAUUUCUAUUACCUUAAUUAAAGGGUGUUUAGUGUAGGUAGCUUUUAGCAUCCUUCCUGUUCUUGUGACUCGAUUAAACUGUAAUCAUUCGUCACAUGAUUAAAAAACUUCAGAAACCUAUAUAGGCAUUUGGAGGGCGCUGUAUUUUUCAAUGUUUUUAUUUCUAUUUGUUUAAUUCAGUUGUCUGCUUGUGGAAUAUCAUUGCACCUUGACGGUCAAAGCUAAGUGAAAUUGAAAUUAAUGAAGCUUCUAAAGCAAACUGCCGUGUCCGAAGCGUGUUAUGCAAUGCAAAUCUGCAGGCUACAAAUUUGGGCAUCAAAUAACCUUUCAAGAUUGACCUUUUCCAACAGUGGAAAGACUGAAGUGGGAAGAAAAAGUACUCUCUCGGUUUGAACAAGUACAUCCUCAAUGCUUAAAACACGCAUGCCAGUUCGACCAAACUCCUUUUUCCUCACGUGUCCACGAGCUGACGCUGUUACACAAUGCAUGUCUAUUGUAAUGUAUUACAAGCACGCUUCAAAGGUAGCAGUUUGCUUUAUCGGCCUCGUUCAUUAACGGCGGGUGGUUGGAUCUGAUCUGGUGACAGUCUGCAGAAUAAAACCGCUCAAUAUGAUGAUGUAACAGUUUGCAACAGCCUUCCAACCCAUUCUAUUCUCAUGAAUAUUAUGCCAGACAUUGCGAAAAAAAGAGUGGGCUAGCCCCUCGGCAUCAGCUGUGAUGUAAGGCAUUUAACGUAACUGUAAUAAGCAAACUCUUAAAUGCUUUUUAACGCAAGAACUACUAACGCAAUAUCCGAAUCCCAUAUAAAAAUGUACUUAUCUGUUUUGAUUUAAUAAAUAGAAUUAUGUGUACUGGUAUGACAUUUUCGAAUUAAAAUUAAGUCUAUUUAAUACAAGGGGCAAAAAGAAAUAAGACAAGAUCUUGUUAAGUGAUGAUUAACCAAACCAAAAAUGGAAAAAAAUACGGUAUAAGCAGAA
Acanthaster planci (crown-of-thorns starfish) is the source of this 2861-nucleotide messenger RNA. RefSeq lists its product as uncharacterized. NCBI's taxonomy places the organism in Eukaryota, Metazoa, Echinodermata, Asteroidea, Valvatida, Acanthasteridae. The record is from RefSeq and is a predicted model, not a curated record. Gene Ontology annotation, cellular component: membrane.